AGUGCGGUCCUUCCGGAAGUGAAAGAGUUGUUGUGGAAAUUAGGUGAUGGGAAACACUUCGGGAAAAAGUUUAAGGCGGGGAACGGCUGACAAAUCCUCAUCGUCCUUGUCGUUAAAAGGGCGUGAGGAUACUGUUGAAAAUCUAUCAAGAUGGAUAACAGCCGAAAAAAGACGUACACAAGACAUACUUGAAGAAAAUUACGACGUUUAUAAACAAAGAAUGCAUUUACUGAAGCAUAUGUUCAAGCAACUUGAUCCAAACAUUAUGGCAACUGCAACGUUUGUAAAUCAUGGCGACCUUGAACUUGCGGUGAAGUACGACGUAUCCAGACGACAACUACUUGUAAAGAUAAUACAGGCGAGAGAUUUAAGGGCAAGGGAUCUCAGAGGAAAAACAUCUGAUCCUUACGUAAAGCUCUGGCUACAAAAGGAAAGAGGUGGUGAAGUAGGAAACGUGUACAAAACGCGUAUAAUGCCUAAGACUCUAUCACCAAAAUGGAACGAAAUCUUUUCCUUUCCAAUUGAUAAUAUGGAUUUAUUGGAUGGAACAUUCCUAAUUUUUCAAGUAUGGGAUAAUGACAUUACCGAAAGGGACGAUAUGAUCGGAGAAAAUGUCGUCUCAAUUUCUUCAAUGAAUAUCAGUUCUGGACGACAUGAAUUUAACGCUUGGUAUAGCCUAAAGGCAUCAACUGAUCUAAACAUUACUGGUACCGUCAGUUUUGAUAUAAGCUUUGAAAUGCCCGAUGUUCUUACAAUAAAAGUUCUUAAGGGUGAAGGUUUAACUCAAAAAUCCACUGACAGACUACCCAACUGUAGAGUUAAACUGCAGGUACCGGGCAUUGCUCUUUGUUUCGAAACGGAAAUCAAGGAGAAUACGAUAGAUCCCGUAUGGGAGGAGACAUUCGAAUUUCCGGUAACGCUUGAUCAAUUGUGUACCAAAUACAUCGUCCUGCAUGUUAUAGACGUCAGAGACGGGCAACAAAAUGAGACGCUCGGUCAGAUUAUCUAUGAUUUAGAUAAUAUUACUCCUCAUUCUGGAUUUAAUGGAACUAUGGAGCUUGCAGACUUGAAAAACUCGGAGCGUCUUCGUUCUCGUUGGUUUCAGCAUUUUCUUCUACAAGAAUUUCGUGAAUCUCUAACGGCUCAUGCAAAUUUUCAUCAGCCGUCCUUCCUCUUCAAAAAUUCUGAAGGAACAAAGGUACAUCUAUUUCCAAUAGAAUAUAAAGUUUUCGUGAAUAUCCUAUAGAUGGCGCUGCAUAAUCAGAUACCUUAUAGCCAUGUAUAUUAGCAUUGGGUUUUAUUACAUUAGCUUUAAAAUAAUUCAUUUCGCCCCCCACCCCCUCCUCGAUCUCUGCACCAUGCCUCCAAAAGUGUUACCCCCCUCUCUCACCUCCUUCUCUUCGAUUAGUAGAGGUGUAUGCGGGGAGAUGCGCAUGUGUUUCAAACUACCUCAUUGAAUUUAUUUGAUGCAGGCUUUUUACCUGACAAUAACUGAACCAUUGAUUAUACCCUGAUAUUUUAUAGUUUUUUAAUACAUCUGGCGUUAAUUUAAAUGUUAUGCUGGGGCUUUAGGACUAUGAGUAGAAAAAAGAAUAACAUUUGUAAAUUUGCUAAUUAAUGAUUCCUCUCGAUUUUUACUUUCUCUGUUUUAUUUAAAAAAAAAGAGAGAGAAACGAAAUAAAGAUAAAAAACAUCCGUGCGAACGUAACUACGGGAGGGAUGGAAAAAAGAACGGGCGGAGAAAUUCUAUCCGCCGCAAAGCCUCCGGCCAAUCAUUUUGAUGUGGCCAAUUAGCCAAACUCGACAAACUUUCGCCCUCUUUCAAAAUGACGACCUCUUGCAGCGUUUAGGCCGGAAUCUAUUUAUUUAUAGUUGAAUGUUUUGUUUGCUUGUUCUCUUUACGCGUCGUUUUAUUCUUGUCUCCAACUUGGUUUACCUCUCUUUUACGAAUCUACAAAGCCUAACAUGUUUUCAUUUGAUUUACACUAUUUUUUUCUACUAUACAGAACAUCAGAAUGGAGAGCUUGAAAGCGAAUUGUACGGCAAAUAUCAAAAUCGUCGAUGGAAUCCCUGUAUAUUGACAGGAGGAGGAUUAAAUGUAAUAAGGCCGUGUUAAAUUCUAAUUUCUUUCUCUUAGAGGUCUUCCUAAUCGCGUGUCUUCCUAUUCUUUGUAUGUUUUCGUUAUAUUCCGAUCACUUUCUUUUAAAGAGACUAAAUCUCGGCUGGUUCCGUUUAAUGUCAUUUUUUAUUGUUAUUUUCUUCCUUUAUAUAACUUAUACCUAUCUAUUUAUCUUUCUCCGUAGAAUAAAAUAUAUAAACGGAUUUGGAAGUUUAUUCUCCGUUUAGGAUUGUAGUCUAUAUAUUACUAUAUAAAUGAUAAGGCA
Molecule: messenger RNA, 2384 nt
Organism: Dimorphilus gyrociliatus
Lineage: Eukaryota; Metazoa; Annelida; Polychaeta; Dinophilidae
Source: the annotation of a GenBank genome assembly